Messenger RNA from Hirundo rustica (Barn swallow), 1767 nucleotides. Its product is annotated as keratin, type II cytoskeletal 5-like. The record is from RefSeq and is a predicted model, not a curated record. Gene Ontology annotation, cellular component: keratin filament. Lineage: Eukaryota; Metazoa; Chordata; Aves; Passeriformes; Hirundinidae. The transcript has 8 exons. Gene Ontology annotation, biological process: keratinization; intermediate filament organization. Gene Ontology annotation, molecular function: structural constituent of skin epidermis.
AUGAGCCGGAUCUCUUUCAGAUCAUCUACUGGAGGGGGCAUGAGGGGCUUUAGCUCAGGUUCUGCUAUCGUAGGAGGUGGUGGCGGUGGGACCAGAAGCAGUUUUAGCUCUGUCUCUGUCUCCAGAGUUGGAGGAGGAAGAGCUGGAGGUGGAGGAGGCUUUGGAGCUGGCGGUGGCUUCGGCAGCAGAAGUCUCUAUAACUUAGGUGGAAGCAAAAGAAUUUCCUACAGCUCAGUCGGCGGAGGUCUACGGAGCGGAGCCGGGGGCGGAUACGGCUUUGGUCUUGGCUAUGGUGGUGGAGCAGGCGCUGGCUUUGGCUUAGCAGGAGCUGGUGGUGGUGGUGGCUACGGGCUGGGAAGUGGAUUUGGGAUGGGAGGGCCUGGAUUUGGUGGCCGAGGUGGCCCCGGGUUCCCCGUUUGCCCACCUGGUGGCAUCCACGAAGUGACUGUCAACCAGAGCCUCCUGGCACCCCUCAAGCUGGAUAUCGACCCAGAAAUCCAGAAGGUGCGGACACAGGAGAGGGAGCAGAUCAAGACCCUCAACAACAAAUUUGCCUCCUUCAUCGACAAGGUGCGCUUUUUGGAGCAGCAGAACAAGGUGCUGGAGACCAAGUGGGCCCUCCUCCAAGAGCAGGGUCACACUGUCACCAGGAAGUCCCUGGAGCCCAUUUUUGAAGCCUACAUCAGCAACCUCCGGCGGCAGCUCGACAGCCUGAUGGGAGAGAGGGGCCGGCUGGACUCCGAGCUCCGGAGCAUGCAGGACAUGGUGGAAGACUUCAAGAACAAAUAUGAAGAUGAGAUCAACCGCCGCACGGGUGCUGAGAACGAGUUUGUGGUCCUCAAGAAGGAUGUGGAUGGUGCUUACAUGAACAAGGUUGAGCUCCAGGGCAAGGCCGAUGCGCUGGCAGAGGAAAUCAACUUCCUGAGAGCUCUGUACGAGGCGGAGUUGUCCCAGAUGCAGCAGCAAGUGUCCGACACCUCCGUGGUCCUGUCCAUGGACAACAACCGCAACCUGGACCUCAACAGCAUCAUCGCCGAGGUCAAGGCGCAGUACGAAGACAUUGCCAACCGGAGCCGGGCUGAGGCCGAGGCUUGGUACCAGAACAAGUACGAGGAGCUCCAGGUCUCCGCUGGGAGGCACGGGGAUGACCUGAGGAACACCAAGAUUGAGAUUUCAGAGAUCAACCGGGUGGUCCAGAGGCUGCGGAAUGAGAUUGACAGCGUGAAGAAACAGUGUGCCAACCUCCAAGCAGCCAUUGCCGAGGCCGAGGAGCGCGGGGAGCUGGCCCUCAAGGACGCCAAGGCCAAGCUGACCGAGCUGGAGGACGCCCUGCAGAAAGCCAAGGCCGACCUGGCCCGGCAGCUCCGGGAGUACCAGGAGCUCAUGAACGUCAAGCUGGCCCUGGACAUCGAGAUCGCGACCUACAGGAAGCUGCUGGAGGGCGAGGAGAGCAGGUGAGGACAGGUGGACCUGCCGUCCGUGGUCAGCAGCUCCAGCGGGAUGGGCUACGGCGGCGGGAGCUGCCUGGGCCUGGGCGGAGGGCUCGGCGUGGGCGGCGGCGGCGGCAGCAGCUACACCAUGAGCAGCAGCGGCUUCGGCGGCGGCAGCGGAGGCUUCGGAGGCGGCAGCGGAGGAUUCUCUGGGGGGCUCAACUAUGGUGGAGGCAGCUCCUUCAGCUCUGGGAGCAGCCGGGGCAUCAACUCCAGCACGGGAGGCAGCGUCAGAAUCGUUUCCAAGACCACCACCAGCAAAAAGACCAUCAGAUAA